This is a messenger RNA of Oryctolagus cuniculus (rabbit), 2093 nucleotides long. RefSeq names its product F-box protein 7 (gene FBXO7). NCBI's taxonomy places the organism in Eukaryota, Metazoa, Chordata, Mammalia, Lagomorpha, Leporidae. Gene Ontology annotation, molecular function: protein kinase binding. Gene Ontology annotation, biological process: positive regulation of autophagy of mitochondrion. The record is from RefSeq and is a predicted model, not a curated record.
GCCGAGUCAUCGAUAGGAAGACUUCCGUACGGCCGGGGUCGCGUAGGCUGCCAGCUGCCCGCUCGCCGGGUGGGCUCCAGGGGGCGCCCUCGAUAGAGGGGGCGGAGCGUUCGGGGUCGAGAGGCCGCGGCUGGGGACCUUGACCCGGUUACAUCUGAACACCCGCACAGCCACGUAGUCGCCGCUCCAGGGAGGGUCGUCUCCCAUUUCCACCGUCCGGGUCCCCGCCGCCAUGAAGCUGCGGGUGCGGGUUCAGAAGCGAACCUGGCCGGUGGAGGUGCCCGAUGCGGAGCCGACGCUGGGGCAGCUGCGCGCGCACCUGAGCCAGGCCCUGCUGCCCACCUGGGGGUACAGUUCUGAUACCCGAUUUGCAGUUUCAUUGAACAACAAGGAUGCCCUCACUGGAGAUGAAGAGACCUUGGCUUCAUAUGGGAUUGUUUCUGGGGACUUGAUAUGUUUGAUUCUUGAAGAUGCCAUUCCAGCAGCUAACUUGCCUUCAUCCACAGAUUCAGAGAAUUCCUCAGUCCAGAAUAAUGACCACCCCUCUUUGGCCGCCAGCUCCAGUCAGGCCAGCCAGCCCGAUGAACAACUGCGCGAUUCAUUCCAAGAACAGGCAGCUCAGUCUGACGUCUGGCAUGAUGACAGCAUGGCAGGGCCUAGUCAGAAUGUAGAAGCUGAGUCAAUUCCGGAUGUUGCAGAUGUGGAAGAGGGCAUGGGCUUCUGUCCCUCAGAGCCGAUGCUGUGCAGCGAAGCCGUGGAGGGGCAGGUGCCACACUCGCUGGAGGCCCUGCAUCAGUCGGCUGACUGCUCGAACGCCAACGAUGCCUUGAUCGUGUUGCUGCAUCUUCUCAUGUUGGAGUCAGGGUACAUACCUCAGGGGACCGAAGCCAAAGCCCUGUCCAUGCCGGAGCAGUGGAAGGCGAGUGGUGUGUACAAGUUGCGGUACACGCAUCCCCUCUGUGAGGGAGGCUCUGCUGCGCUCACCUGCGUGCCUCUGGGAAACCUCGUCGUCGUGAACGCUACUCUAAAAAUCAACAAUGAGAUUAAAAGUGUGAAAAGAUUGCAGCUCCUGCCAGAAUCUUUUGUUUGCAUAGGAGAACCAGGGGAAAAUGCAGCCAAGAUAUACAGAGAUCUUCCGAAGCUCUCCCGCCUCUUCAAAGACCAGCUGGUGUAUCCUCUUCUGGCUUUUACUCGGCAAGCCCUGAACCUGCCGGACGUGUUUGGGUUGGUGGUCCUCCCGCUGGAGCUGAAACUGCGCAUCUUCCGACUUCUGGAUGUUCGUUCCGUCCUGUCUUUGUCCGCAGUUUGUCACGAUCUCUUCAUUGCUUCAAAUGACCCACUGCUGUGGAGGUGUUUGUAUCUGCGGGACUUCCGAGAUGGUACUGUCAGAAUACGAGAUACAGAUUGGAAAGAACUGUACAGGAAGAAGCACAUUCAAAGGAAAGAAGCCCAGAGAGGGCGGUACGUGAUGUUCCUGCCGUCAUCCCCCCACCCCAUCCCGUUCUACCCCAACCCCUUGCACCCCAGACCCUUUCCUGCCGGCUCCCUUCUUCCUCCGGGGAUCAUCGGUGGUGCAUACGACCAAAGACCAACACUUCCCUACGUUGGAGAUCCCAUCAAUUCACUCAUCCCUGGGCCUGGGGAGACACCUGGCCAGUUCCCUCCACUCAGACCGCGAUUUGAUCCAGUUGGCCCACUUCCGGGACCCAACCCCAUCUUACCAGGGCGAGGUGGCCCCAGUGACAGAUUUCCCUUCAGACCCGGCAGGGGUCGGUCCACUGACAGCCGUCUGCCAUUCAUGUGAUUGCUUUAUAAUCUCACAUGUGGAGCCCGAUUGGUGUUUUGGCUUGUUAGAACGACAGGCGUCAUCUCCUUGGGGUGCUGAUGUCUAGUGGUAGUGUUUGCACUCCCAGAAACCUCUCAGUAGAUGCGUUUCUAGCUCCAGACAUGGCGUGGCCCGCGACUUAUUCUGCAGCAGGGUUGACCUUGGGGAUAGUUGGCUCCUGAGUUCCCUGCUCUGGAUUCUCCAGUAGACUGAGGUUGUAUAUGGAUGAUGUCGUGCACCGGAUUAAAAAGAAAUGUAAACUGCACAA